Molecule: messenger RNA, 3542 nt
Organism: Parnassius mnemosyne (clouded apollo)
Lineage: Eukaryota; Metazoa; Arthropoda; Insecta; Lepidoptera; Papilionidae
Source: the annotation of a GenBank genome assembly
AGUCGCGGGCCCAUUGACUGUGGUUCCGGUGGGGUCGAUCACCAGAGCGCGGUGUGUGCGUUCCUUUACAUACGGUAUUUAGAAGUUCGCUCGCGUAUCGAACGCCUGUCCCGCGCUAAAAUUUACGACAAAAAGUUUUCCGUGAUAUUGCUAACUUCGAAUUAGACAUAAAUAAUUUAUUUAUAUUUUUUAAUUGACUUACAGUGUAUUUGUGAAGUGAAAAUUAUGAAAGACGAUUUAACUUUUGCGCGCCAAUUUACGACGGUAAUAAAGUAGAUAAUUUUCCGUUUGAUAAAUACGAGUAGUGUCAUUGUGUUAUGGUUUGUGAAAUAUAGCUAACGAAUUGCAAACAUGAGGAAUAUGGGAUUAAGUGGUUUUAAACUGUUAUUUUUACUAUGUUCGGUCGCUGUCAAAGUUGAUGGAGUGCAACGAUUUGUUGAGCUGCCAACGUAUACGGAGGUGAAUCCGGGCGAAGAUGCACUGCUCAAGUGCCGCAUUUCCGAUAAGAAGGGUGUCUGCUCGUGGCAGAAGGAUAACAAGCCGGUCGGCAUAUACCGUGGCAAGUAUGAAUGGGCUAACGAGCACAGUGCCAUGGGUGGCGACUGCUCGCUGUGGGUGCGCGCGGCCACACUCCAGCUCGACGACGGACAAUGGCAGUGCCAGGUUACCGCCAGUAAUUACGACGUUCAGGACGCGCUUUCCAGUCCUCCUGCGGCGUUAGCUGUACGAGUUCCACCACAAACGCCUAGGAUCCUCUUCAACGGGUCUCACGUACUGCCAGGUCAGAACAUCACAGUGCCCGCGGGGUCCAGAGCGACCGUCGUCUGUGAAGCUAGAUAUGGCAACCCACCCGCAUAUAUUGAAUGGUACUUAGAAAAGGACCGGCUCUCUGCAUGGAGUCAAACCAACGCGUCGGAAGUAGAAAGACCGCGAGUAUGGGCGGCGCGGUCCGUGCUCGAGAUGGGCGCGACUAGAUCUGCGCACGGCAAGCAGCUGGCAUGUCGAGCGCACCAUCCUUCCUAUCCAGCACCUUACUUCCGCGACUCGUACACAAUGUUAGAUGUGACCUUUGUUCCAGUAGUUUCCAUACUUGGAGCAGAUGCAAGCGGACUCUCCAGUCUAGAAGAGGGUUCGAGUGCUUUGUCACUAGAUUGCAAAGCAGAUGGCAAUCCUAAACCUUAUGUGUGGUGGACGAAGGACGGUCAGGUCAUUGCCACUAACGGUCCCAAGCUGAUACUUGCGCCAAUUAUGAGGAACAAUUCGGGUAUCUACGGGUGUCAAGCAAGAAACUCGUUGGGGACAUCCGAUUCAGUUAAAAUUGAAAUCGACGUUAAAUUUCCACCUCGUAUUACCUGGGUUGGUCCCGACACAGUGGUUGAAGCGAACCUCUUCUCACAAGUCACUCUUGAGUGCAAAGCAGAAGGCAACCCAGCUCCAACAUAUCAGUGGUAUCAUAGUCCUGGGUCAGCAACCAUUAACAAUUUAUUGGAAGACGGCUACUUAAUAUCGUCAACUCCACAAUUGCAGCUGUACAACGUAUCUUACAAUCAGCAUGGCCAGUAUGUUUGCAUCGCUAAGAAUCUCAUUGGACUUGAAGAAAGAUCCCACCAGUCAGAACCAAUCACCCUGAAUGUGCUAGGCCCGCCUGUGGGUCCCGAUACAGCCUCGGCUCAUGGAUGGAGCGGCAAUGAAGCCAAGGUCCAGACCACAGUCUGUGCUGACCCACCACCAAGAAAGGCCUCGUGGCUUUGGGGCAGCUUGCGAUUAGAUGUACCUUCGCAUAUGGGUCGGUAUAAAGCACUAGAGACAGAGAGCGUGGACGGCUGUUACCGCUAUACACUGUCUAUAGGCAGCGCCUCGGCUGCCGACGCGAGAGUGUACGUACUGCACGUUGAGAACGAGAGGGGAUUCUCUUCUCAUGCUGUCUCUCUCACCGUGCAUGAGAAUUUUUCGCUAACAGAGACUGCACACGUGGCGCCGUUGAUCGCCGGCGCGCUCGUGAUCGCUGCUCUCCUUGUGCUGCUACUCUGCCUUCUAAUACGCUGUCGAAGGAGAAGAGAUAGCGUCGAAUACAAGACUGAUGAAUUAAACAGCGACGUAAAGGUCCUACCAGCGGACGCUGUGUACACACCGCAGCAGUCCCACGCGAGUAUGAGCAACCGUGGUGCUGGGACCGGAUACUCACAGUCGGGUCCGGGCCUGGACAUGGAGAGCUCGCGGUACUCCCCGGGCGCGCUGCAGGUGCGCCGCGCCGCCGUCGUGCUGCAGCCACCCACCACCGUGUGAUGAGCGCACAGGCAAAUUUAGCGUCGUUGGAAAGAGAAGCCAAAGAAAACGUAUACGCGGUGUUGGAUCCGCAUAUACAAUACGAUAUAACUAUAAAUAAACACGGGGAGCCGCCGAAGUAUUUAUCACUUUCCAAGCCCUUAACUCACCAAAGAACUCACGCUUUUGAUCCAUGUUACUUUGCAAACGACAUUAACAACAAUAAUAACAAACUAUCCACAUUCAAACCUGGACACAGAAAAUCAGAUAGGAGCCACAGAAGUAAAAGUAGCAAUAACAAGAAGAAUUACGUUUGCAGGAGUAAUAUUGAUAUAGAAUAUUCCAAAGAUCCCUUAUUUGGAAUGGUAAGAGGCACUGAAAGCAAAUACAUGGCUAACGCUUAUGCUCGUAGUAGUAGAAAUAAUGUAAAUAGGAUGAAAUCAACAGAAGAAAGAAAAAACACAGAAACAGUAAAAGAAGUGUUUGUUGAAAAGGAUUUCACUAAACCAUAUCCAAAAAGGACAUUGAAUCAUCUUGAUAAAAAUACAGAUAAGCAAACGCCAACAGAAACGUUACAAAACAACAAAAUGGAAAGUGUUAGUGAAAAGCAAGUAUUUAAGCAUAGUAAAGAAGAUAUAGUGGAAGACUGUAGACCGCGGCCCGGAAAAGUAAGAGAGAUUGCGUCGAAGUUUGACAAAAAUAGCAAAGACUGCGCGCAAUCUAUACAUUUCAGGAAAGAGAGACCUAAACCGAUUCAGAGUUAUGGUCAUCAAGCGUAUCUGGAUUAUGUAUUUCCAGAUGCUGUAGAAAUUUAGAUUUUAAAACUUUAACAUGCAUAUGUGUGUUUGUAUAAUACAUGACAAAGACAACUACCUAGAUCUCUUUAGUGUUAGGAAAUAUGAAUAAAUCAGGUUUUUAUAACAAUUUGAAUAUGCUGUUCGUACAUUUUAGUGAAAACACUUUUCCGGUAGUGUUUGCACAGAAUUUUGUAAAUUUUUAUCAACUCUUUUCUAAAAUCGCUUCUACAUUAAUACUAAUUAUAUUUAACAUACAUUUUAUCAAUUUUAAAGCGUCUGCAUCAAAAUAUAUCUAUUCAUAUUUUCUCAUUGUUUUAUUACAGAAUAAUGUGUACUUAAAACUGCAUUUACCUAGGUUGUAAUUUUUCCGCUUCCUUUAUCUAUAUUUCGUUAGUUAAUGUUUAUUUCAUUAUGUAAAUAGUUUCUAUAUUGUAUGUUUUAAUUGUUGAAUUUUAACAGUAUUAAAACUUGUAAUUGAUG